This is a messenger RNA of Cryptomeria japonica (Japanese cedar), 1466 nucleotides long. Its product is annotated as putative 12-oxophytodienoate reductase 11. The transcript has 5 exons. NCBI's taxonomy places the organism in Eukaryota, Viridiplantae, Streptophyta, Pinopsida, Cupressales, Cupressaceae. Bases 1 to 1260 code for a protein of 419 amino acids. Gene Ontology annotation, molecular function: FMN binding; oxidoreductase activity. The record is from RefSeq and is a predicted model, not a curated record.
AUGAAGAGCCCGAUGAUUGGAACAUUCUUACAUUGUUGCAAAUCUCAACAAGUAUCUGACGGUGAUGGAGAUACAUUUGCUGAUCAUUACAGUCUUGCCGAGUCAGAAUUUUUUAAGACAUCUGGCAUGGAAGAUUUCAAGCCCACCACGUCUCAAACUAAGCCCAACUCAGCGCCACUUUUAACGCCCUACCAAGCGGGUUCUUACGAUUUGGCUCACAGAGUGGUUUUGGCUCCUCUGACAAGGCAAAGAUCCUACAACAACAUUCCUCAACCGCAUGCAAUUUUGUACUACUCUCAGCGAACAACCCCCGGCGGCUUGUUGAUCGCAGAGGCAACAGGGGUUUCUGUUACUGCUCAGGGUUGGGUGGAUACGCCUGGAAUAUGGACACAGGAGCAGGUUGAAGCUUGGAAGCCCAUUGUGAAGGCUGUUCAUGACAAAGGGGGCAUUUUCUUCUGUCAAAUCUGGCACUGUGGAAGAUAUUCUCAUGUGGAUUAUCAGCCUAAUGGCCAAUCUCCAGUCUCGUCUACAAGCAAACCAAUAUCUGGAAAGAUCGGUUUACCGAAUCGGAAGGAUGUGGCAGAUUUCUCUCCUCCUAGGCCUUUGAAAACAGAGGAAAUUCCCAAUAUUGUUGCAGAUUUUCGAAAAGCUGCCAGAAAUGCUAUUGAUGCAGGGUUUGACGGUGUUGAAAUCCAUGGGGCUCAUGGGUACCUUGUCGACCAAUUCAUGAAAGACAGCGUGAACGAUCGAACCGAUCGCUAUGGAGGAACAUUGGAGAAUCGUUGCAGAUUUGCACUUGAAGUUGUGGAAGCAGUGGUGGAUGAAAUUGGAGCAGAGCAUGUGGGAAUUCGGCUUUCUCCCUUUUCAGCUCAUUAUGAUGCCCAUGGCUCAAAUCCGGAGGCGUUGGGACUUUACAUGGCAGAGGCUCUGAAUAAAUACAACAUAUUAUAUGCGCAUUUAAUUGAGCCCAGGAUUGUAAAUUCGGAUAGGACGAUAGUCAGUGAAAAGAGCCUUAUUCCCAUCAGAAAAGCAUUCAAGGGGACAUUUUUGGCUGCAGGGGGUUAUGAUCGGGAUGAUGGGAACAAAGCUAUUUCCAGUGGCAAAGCAGACUUAGUGGUUUAUGGGCGACUGUUUUUGGCAAAUCCAGAUCUUCCAAAACGAUUUGAGUGGAAUGCGCCUCUCGAUAAAUACCACAGGGAAACAUUUUUUACGUCCGAUCCUGUUGUUGGAUACACAGAUUAUCCAUUCCUCGAAUCUUGAAAAUGGCUUUUUUUUCUGGUUAGACAAUUAAGGUUUACUUUUUGGGUGGUCCCAUCAAAUUUUUUAGUUAUUUUAUGUUGGCUGUUGGGAGCUUCUUGUUCUAAAAGUACUGUGACUGUGGAAGUUGUAUGGGCAUGCAAUGCUUUAUAUGCAUUUGCAGAAUAUAUUGUAAACCCUCGAUGACUUAAUAAUAUAAUUGCUAGCAA